Messenger RNA from Pyricularia pennisetigena, 1980 nucleotides. RefSeq lists its product as uncharacterized. Lineage: Eukaryota; Fungi; Ascomycota; Sordariomycetes; Magnaporthales; Pyriculariaceae. The record is from RefSeq and is a predicted model, not a curated record. Gene Ontology annotation, cellular component: nucleus. Bases 1 to 1980 code for a protein of 659 amino acids. The transcript has 4 exons. Gene Ontology annotation, molecular function: endonuclease activity; DNA-(apurinic or apyrimidinic site) endonuclease activity; DNA binding. Gene Ontology annotation, biological process: base-excision repair.
AUGGGCAUUCGAAUUACCUCUUGGAAUGUCAACGGCAUCAGAAACCCAUUCUCUUAUGAACCGUGGCGGGAAAACAGAACCUUUCAGCAGUCAAUGUUUGACAUUCUAGAGGCAGACAUUGUUGUCAUGCAAGAGGCAAAAAUUCAGCGCAAAGACCUUCAAGAUGAUAUGGUGCUCGUCCCUGGCUGGGAUGUCUACUUCAGCCUCCCAAAGUUCAAGAAGGGUUACUCUGGCGUUGCCAUCUACACACGAAGCUCCAAAUGCUCACCCAUCCGUGCCGAGGAAGGCAUCACUGGUACUCUAUGUCCUCCAAACUCGACCACCAGAUUUCGCGAGCUGCCUCAAGACCAGCAGAUUGGCGGCUACCCUAGACCCGAUCAGCUCUCCGAUGCCAUAGACGAGGCUACUCUGGACUCGGAAGGGCGCUGCAUGAUCCUCGAGUUUCCGGCCUUUGUGCUCAUCGGCGUAUACAGCCCAGCAACUCGCGACGAAACCAGGACCGACUUCCGUCAGGCGUUCCACAAGGCCAUGGAUGCAAGGGUUCGAAAUCUCGUCGCCAUGGGCAAGCAGGUUGUGCUUACGGGUGACCUCAACAUUAUUCGAAACGAGCUCGACACAGCCGGUCUCCUCGAGCGUCUGCGCAAGGAGGAGACGACUAUGGACGAAUUUUUCUCUACGCCAUCACGCCGGUUUCUCAAUCAUCUCGUCUUUGGCGGUAAUGUCGUCGGUGACCGGGACCAAGGACGUGAGGAGCCGGUCCUGUAUGAUCUCGGUAGAGAAUUUCACCCUGAUAGGAUGGGCAUGUACACCUGUUGGGAGACACGCAAGAACGCACGCCCUGGAAACUUUGGUAGUCGCAUAGACUAUGUCUUGUGCAGCGCUGGCAUGAAAGACUGGUUCAUUGACGCCAAUAUCCAGGAGGGGCUGCUCGGGUCUGAUCACUGUCCAGUCUAUGCCACCUUAUCUGAUAACGUCAGGACUGCGGAUGGCAAGGCUAUACCCCUUGUGGACAUAAUGAAUCCAAAAGGCAUGUUUGCCAAUGGCGAAAGAGUGCGAGAUUGGUCUGUCAAAGACCUUCUUCCAUUGUCGGCAAAACUUAUCCCUGAAUUUGACCGUCGGAGGAGCAUCAAGGACAUGUUCUUUAAGAAGCCAAACCCGACAGGUAGCAGAGAUGUGCCAUCAUCAGAAAUAAGAGAAGCGACACCCUCGGACACAGUACCACCAUCUCCAGUUACAAAAUCACCGAGCCCGAAAGAAGAUAAUCAGUCAAGCCAGCAAGACAGACAACCAUCCUCCCAAACAUCCACAUCCGCAUUCCCAGCAGUUCUGCCUCAGACUCAUCCUAACAUACAAAAAAGACCUAGCAAAACAUCUGCAUCAACUCCGCGACCACAAAAGAAGACAAAGGUGUCAGCAAUCAACACAACAACAAAGAAUAGCGCCGAUAGGGCUCCUGGUCAGAAGAGUCUCAUGGGCUUCUUCAAACCGAAAGAUGCAGACAGUACGUCCGCAACUGACGGGGAAAGAACAUCGAUGCGCAUCACCCCCUCGCCCACCAAGAGUAACAACUUCUUUAACCCAAUGAUUUCAGGGGCGUCGACAUUUGUUCCUGAUAGUGACCAGGAAGGAGCUUCACAAGACGCGGACAAAGGAACAGACCUUGUGAAAGGGAGUCAAAGCAUCAGCAGUGGCAAGGAAGAUGACAUCGAAGCAGCUCUUCCGGACUCGCCGAAGGUUUUUGAUCCAAUUGAGAACAAGGAGUCGUGGUCGAAGUUAUUGAAGAAGAGAGUUGUACCCAAGUGUGAGCACGACGAACCGUGCAUCAGCCUACAGACCAAGAAGCCAGGCAUCAACUGUGGCCGGUCCUUUUACAUCUGUGGCAGACCUCUCGGGCCGUCAGGCGAGAAGGAGAAAGGUACCGAGUGGAGAUGUGGCACGUUUAUCUGGAGCAGCGAUUGGAACGCGUCACAGCAGAGCUAG